Liolophura sinensis is the source of this 723-nucleotide messenger RNA. RefSeq lists its product as uncharacterized. The record is from RefSeq and is a predicted model, not a curated record. Bases 30 to 470 code for a protein of 146 amino acids. NCBI's taxonomy places the organism in Eukaryota, Metazoa, Mollusca, Polyplacophora, Chitonida, Chitonidae. The transcript has 4 exons.
CAUUCGACUUGUACUGUGAACCGUGUCGAAUGGUGAUCUGUGUGGGGUGUGUGGUUGAGCAUCAGGGACACGCUAUGCGGGAUAUACCAUCAGCAGCUGAGAAUGACAAGCCAGCUGUUUUGAGCAGGACUAAUGAACUGGAGAAAGUCUUAGGCGAAACUAAGGAAUCACUGUCAGGAGUUCUGAGGCUGCACAGUAAGAUACAGGAAAACCAGGAGCUUCACACUCAGGAAGUAGAAAAGGCUUAUUUUGCAGCCUUGGAAGCCUUACAAACCUGGAGGCAGCACUCCUUAGAUGGCAUAAGAAACCGCUAUUCACAGUGGAGUGUGGAGUGUAGUGCUAUACUCAAACAUUUACAGCUACAGGCCCAGGAAAUGGAGACGAUGGUACAGGCUUCUAAUGAUUUAUUAGCAUCAAUGGACGUGGAGUUUUUGCAGGGUUCCACGGACUUCACCAAAACGUAUGUAUAAAUGUGUUAUACCUCCCCAUGUUUGUUAUACAUGCGCACGUGGCUAUUGUCAGCAGAUGUGUUUCUGUAAGCUGUAGUUGUCCAAAACAUGACUCAAGUGUGAGAUAUAUCUAAUGUUCAAUCUUACGUUUGUCCAGACAAAUUAGAUCUAACCUACUAGGAAUAGUACAUCAUGUCAUUCUUAUAACUGCGCGGACACAAGAUCACUACACGACUGUGUCUCUUUGUUUUCUCUCCUCUUCUCGCAGAACUGA